This is a messenger RNA of Epithele typhae, 1773 nucleotides long. RefSeq lists its product as uncharacterized. Gene Ontology annotation, biological process: retrograde transport, endosome to Golgi. Gene Ontology annotation, molecular function: phosphatidylinositol binding. The record is from RefSeq and is a predicted model, not a curated record. The transcript is spliced from 8 exons. Lineage: Eukaryota; Fungi; Basidiomycota; Agaricomycetes; Polyporales; Epitheliaceae. Bases 1 to 1773 code for a protein of 590 amino acids.
AUGGAGGUCUUCGAGGACGAGAACCCGUUCGAAAGUGAACCCGAGCGGCUCCAGUCCGACGGUUCCUCCUCCCGGGUCGACAUCCCCACCGUCCCAUCUCCCCCCUUCGUGGAGCCAAUAGUGCGCACGCCGUCACCUCCAACUUCGCCCACGGGGCGCGGUACGUUCCCCUCGGCUGGGACGCACAGGCAGCCCCAAGCAUACAAGAGUGACUUCUGCUGCGGACGAGAUCAUUGGCUGCAUUCUGGCGAGGACGUUGAGAUUCUGAUUCCUGAUGCGCUCAAGACCUCAGUCAACUCAACUUCGCCGUACAUCACCUACGUCAUACGUGCCGGCAAUGCGGAAUCGCACCAUAGAUACUCGGAAUUCGAGUCUCUGCGCACCAACCUCGUCAAGCUUUACCCCACGCUCAUCAUCCCUCCCAUACCCUCCAAGCAGACGAUCGGGGAUUAUGCUGUGAAACAAGCCAAGGCGAAGGAGGACGCGGCCAUGAUUUCCAGGAGGAAGCGCAUGCUCCAGACGUUCCUCAACCGCAUCGCUCGCCACCCUAUCCUCUCCAACGAGCAUGUCUUCCACAGGUUCCUUGAUGGUGAAGUUUCAUGGACGGAAGUGCUCAACUCGCCGCCAAUCUCCCUGCUACCGAAGAACAUCCUGAAGGCACCUUCGCACAACCCCACUGACCAGAAUGCCGCUCCCGCGUAUGCUGCACUCUCUAACCCUUCGGCAGCCCAUCCUUUGCGAAGACCCGAUCAGAGGUUCCUGGAGUCGGAGGGAUUCACAAACAAGUUUGCGGUGCACAUGAGCGGGCCAAUGGAGAAGGUGACGAGACGGACGAUGAAGCGCUGGUCCGACCUUGCUCAAGACCAUACGGAGCUCGGUGCUACACUAAACGGCUUUAGCUUGAACGAGACCGGCCAGCUUUCGACCGCGAUCGAGAAGACUGGACAGGCGAUCGACGCGAACCACCUUUCGACAAUGAAGCUGUUACAGGAGUUCGAGCAGAACUGGGCAGAACCACUGCACGAAUACGCGCAGUUUGCGUCUAUUAUCAAGAAGUUGUUGCAGUACCGGCACCAGAAACACGUUCAGAACGAAAUGACUCAGGAAGCACUGGAGGCUCGGCGAGAGCAGCUCGAAGAACUGGACAAGAAUGAACGGGAGGCGCGACGGUUGGAGGAGGCUCUCAACUCGGGACGGUCGAGCACAUCACGGACGACGCCUCCAGCUGAGGGAAACGCCCCACAAGAGGGAAAUGAGGUCAACGAGAACGAGGCUAGGCGGCAAGACGAGUCGGCGUCGGCGUACCUACCUCCUCACCCUGGACCAAACCCAGUGCGGCGGAGAGCACCAGGGAUGGGAUUCUUGAGUGCACUGAGCUACACGCUACACGGGAUGAUGGACGUGGACCCGGAGACGGCUCGCCGGAAUUCAAUCACGAAGACGAGGGAGACGAUUUCGCAGCUUGAGGACGCGCUGCACCUGUCUGCACAGGACCUCAAAUAUGCGAGCUCGACGAUCCAAGCGGACCUGGAUCGGUUCCAGCGGCAGAAGGUGGCGGAUCUGCGAGAGAUGGCUAUUAGUAUGGCUCGGAGCCACCGGGACUGGUGCCAGAAGAACCUGGAAGCAUGGGAGGAGGCCAAGGCAGAGAUCUCCGAGAUCCCUGACCACCCGAACCGGGCGCCGGACGGGGACGGGGUGCCUGCCCCGAACGGUGGUCUGCACUUGCGACGGGACUCGAUGGCGACGUUGAAUGGGAGGCGAGCUGGAGAGUAG